AUGAGCCGCUAUCUCUGGCUGCCUUUGCCCUAUGUCACCAACUCCUUCCGAAAGAGCCAGGAGGAAGCCAAUGCCAGCGGUUUUCUGUCGGCGCUGUACGAUCUCUCCAACGGCUCCUCCCUGUUCAACUGGGGCAACCUGACCAUCGAGGACUGGGGAAUCUUCAGCAACCAGUCCAAGUAUGAAGCCGAGUCCCAGAACCCGACCGUCAAAGCGCUGCUCAUCGUCGCUUAUUCGGUCAUCAUCGUUAUCUCGCUCUUCGGGAAUGUCCUGGUUUGCCAGGUGGUGGUCAAAAACAAGAGGAUGCACUCUGCGACCAGCCUAUUCGUGGUCAAUCUAGCUGUGGCCGAUAUCAUGAUCACCCUCCUCAACACCCCCUUCACUUUGGUUCGGUUUGUAAAUAGCAACUGGGUAUUUGGGAAGUUGAUGUGUCACGUCAGUCGGUUUGCACAGUACUGUUCUGUGCAUGUGUCAGUACUGACCCUCACUGCUAUUGCUUUGGACCGACAUCAGGUUAUUAUGCACCCAUUGAAACCCAGGAUGUCGACAGUUAAAGGAGUCAUCUGUAUCAUUGUCAUUUGGAUCAUGGCAACCUGCUUCUCCCUUCCACACGCGAUCUACCAGAAGCUGUUCAGAGUCGAAUACAGGAAAGAAAAAGUGCGAAGUUUAUGUCUCCACAAUUUCCCGCAGCCAGCUGAUCUGUACUGGAAGUACAUGGACUUGUCGACUUUCAUUCUCCUGUAUGUUUUGCCGCUUCUGAUUAUAACUGUAGCCUACACAACUGUGGCAAAGAAGCUCUGGCUGCGGAAUGCCAUUGGAGACAUCACUGUAGAGCAGUAUUUUGCCCACAGACGCAAGAAGAUAAUGACCCUGAAGAUGCUGAUGCUCGUGGUGGUAGUAUUUGCCGUCUGUUGGUUUCCUCUGAACUGUUAUGUUGUACUCAUCUCCAGCAAGGCCAUCAACACCAACAAUGCCAUAUAUUUUGCUUUCCAUUGGUUCGCCAUGAGCAGUACUUGCUACAAUCCCUUCAUCUAUUGCUGGCUUAAUGCAAAUUUCCGAGGUGAACUUAAAUCCUUGCUGGACAUGUGCAAAAGGCAAAGGGUGACCCACUCACAACCCCUUCCUUGUGUAUCUCCUCCCUACAGGCAGGCAUGGAUUGAAGACAGAAGCCAAAAGAGAAACAAUCAAGCUCAAAACUUGAGGUUCAACAACAACUCAGCAAGGACUGAUAUUUCCAUUGUCGAACCUAUUGUGACUGUAAGCUAA
Messenger RNA from Hemiscyllium ocellatum (epaulette shark), 1266 nucleotides. Its product is annotated as G-protein coupled receptor 83-like. The transcript has 4 exons. Gene Ontology annotation, molecular function: neuropeptide Y receptor activity. The coding region runs from base 1 to 1266 and encodes 421 amino acids. Gene Ontology annotation, biological process: neuropeptide signaling pathway. Gene Ontology annotation, cellular component: membrane. The record is from RefSeq and is a predicted model, not a curated record. Lineage: Eukaryota; Metazoa; Chordata; Chondrichthyes; Orectolobiformes; Hemiscylliidae.